AUGUGCAACUGUGGCAGCAUGAAAUCUGGUUGGAUUGGUCUGCUUUUGGAUGGUGGAAGAACAUGCUUUUGGAGGAUGGAAGAAUAUGCCUUGGAUGGAUGGUGGAAGAAUAUAGUGUGGUGUGUUGUGUGGCUUUCAGUUGCUGUGUGGUGGAAUGGAAGAAUAUGCUACUGGGUGGUGGAAGGAAUAUGGGCUGAGAUUUCGGGGCUUUCAGCUGUUGGGUGGUGGAAGAAUAUGCCGUUGAAUGUUGGAAGAAUAUGCAUUGGAUGGUGGAAGAAUAUGCUUUUGGUGGUGGAGGAAGAGGCUCAUUUUGGAUGUAAGUUUGCUCUGAUUUUGAAAAAAAAAACAAAAAUUUGCGAGCUAAAAAUUUUUGCGCAAAUGCGAUCUUUUCUCAUCUCAUUCUUCUCUUUCAUUUCUCUUCUUUUUUUUCAAAUUUAGCAGAUCAACCCGUCUUCAAUUGUGGUAGGCAUGGAUGGGAUUUUCAACA
Messenger RNA from Meloidogyne enterolobii, 487 nucleotides. Lineage: Eukaryota; Metazoa; Nematoda; Chromadorea; Rhabditida; Meloidogynidae. The record is from the annotation of a GenBank genome assembly.